AUGGACUUGGAGACUGACGAGGCAGCAGCAGUACGCCACCGUCCUCAGUGCAGGCCAGAGCUUCGGGCUCAGAGGGAGAAAAUAAAGAAGGGGAGGAAGUGCCCAGUUAACGGCUGCAAAGAACGCCUCACAGCGAUCUCGUCCAUCCAUUGCCCACACUGUCAAGCGGAUAUUUGCAUUAAACACCGGUUAAAAGAAGACCACAACUGUGAAUUGCUUAAAGCUACGAGGAAGGAGCGGAAAAGAAGCUCCCUCUUCAGGCAAAUAUCAAGCGCCUCCAGAGGAGUGAAAUCCAAGGGGAAUUCAUACCCCAGUAACACAGGAAAAGAGGAGCAGCAUGUGCUCGAUCAUGUGACAGAUCUUACCGUUUACGGCAUCGCCCCUCAAUGUCCCAUCAUCAAUCAGUUUCCUGCCAGCGGGGGACCCAUUUGCAAUCCCGGAAGCAGCAUCUCUAGAACAACUCUCCUGUACUAA
This is a messenger RNA of Eimeria tenella, 474 nucleotides long. RefSeq names its product AN1-like Zinc finger-containing protein, putative. Lineage: Eukaryota; Apicomplexa; Conoidasida; Eucoccidiorida; Eimeriidae. The record is from RefSeq and is a predicted model, not a curated record. Gene Ontology annotation, cellular component: cytoplasm. The transcript is spliced from 3 exons. The coding region runs from base 1 to 474 and encodes 157 amino acids. Gene Ontology annotation, molecular function: zinc ion binding.